Messenger RNA from Laccaria bicolor S238N-H82, 1335 nucleotides. RefSeq lists its product as uncharacterized. The coding region runs from base 1 to 1335 and encodes 444 amino acids. Lineage: Eukaryota; Fungi; Basidiomycota; Agaricomycetes; Agaricales; Hydnangiaceae. The transcript has 3 exons. The record is from RefSeq and is a predicted model, not a curated record.
AUGACGCGGCGUACAGAGCGUCAACGGCGGUCAGAAAACCUCAUCAAAGCGUUCCUUCAGUACUGCAAAGCACGUGCAACGCACCUUUCACAGCGUGCGCGACGUCAACAACGCUUUCUUCGGCGCACAGGCCAGCCUGAGGGUGCAGACAAUGGACUUGAGUCGAUCCUCGAUGAGCUGCCUGAUGUCUCUACACUGGACGUUGACGUCACCAUGAUCGACCUCGCGCGAAAUUCAUUGGAUUCAGUUCACUCGGCGGCUGCAUCCGCAUCAACAAACGAUACCUCUGAGAGCAGCGGCGACAUUACCUCUGGUGACAAUGAUUCCUCUUCUUUCACCUCUCUUGCCUCCUCCUUUUCUUCACUUUUCUCCGACUCCGAAGUCAACAACAUGCCGGAACUUCUUCCAGCAGGAUACCCAGAUUCAGAUGAGGAAGAUGUGGGUUUGGAUCCUGAGGAUGACUCCUCCAGCUCUGCGGGUGACUCGUCCAACUCUGAAGGAGGCUAUGAUGAGGGAGGGUAUGGUUCUGGGAUAGAUGGGGAUGUUGAGGACUGGGAAGAAGAUGAGUGUGAGAUUGGAGGGUUUGAAGCCACACCAACCGAGACGACGACGACUCGACUUUCACGCGCCGUGCGAGAAGAACUGGUGGAUAUCUACGAUCGGCGUUACGACAAACCACGACAGCCAUUUCCCAGACCACCAGGAACAAUGCCUCACGUUCUCAAUGUCUUGAAGACUGAAAGGCCGGACCAUUUCCGACAAGAGCUUCGUGUCAGCCCCUACACCUUUGAUUGCCUGGUCAGUGCCAUAAUCAAUGACCCAAUCUUCUCUAACCGUUCAUCAAACGAGCAAAUGCCUGUCGAGGAUCAGGUUGCCAUCACCCUCUAUCGAUUCGGUCACUUUGGGAAUGCCGCUGGUUUGGACAAGGUGGCAAAAUGGUCAGGGUACUCGAAAGGGACGGUUGGACUUGCGACACGCCGCGUUAUGACUGCGAUCCUUCGGAAGGAGUUUAUGGACAAGGCUGUGUCCCUGCCGACAGCGGAAGAGAAGGAGGCAGCAAAGGAAUGGGUUGAGAGUCAUUCCUGUAAGGGGUGGCGUGGUGGGUGGUGCAUGGUUGAUGGGACGCUGGUUCCUUUGUUCGACCGGCCUUUUUGGUACGGGGAAAGCUACUUUGAUCGCAAGUGCAAUUAUUCGUUGAAUAUUCAGAUCGUCUCCCUUCCCAAUCUUCGCAUCAUUGACUAUGGCUAUGGUUUUACAGGGAGCACUCAUGACUCUACAGCUUGGGAGGAAACCCGUAUCUUUUUGGAGCAUGUGGAAAUUUUCGACGAGGAUUGA